Molecule: messenger RNA, 1269 nt
Organism: Pestalotiopsis fici W106-1
Lineage: Eukaryota; Fungi; Ascomycota; Sordariomycetes; Amphisphaeriales; Sporocadaceae
Exons: 2
Coding region: 1-1269 (422 amino acids)
Biological process (GO): carbohydrate metabolic process
Molecular function (GO): polygalacturonase activity
Source: RefSeq, a predicted model, not a curated record
AUGUUGCGACAACUUGCUGCAGUCUUGCUCCCUGCCGUUGCUGCUGUAUGCACUCAGCCAGGCAUUUGCGUGGUUGAACCAAGCGCAAAUGGGACAGACUCGGCGCCGGCUAUCAUUGAUGCGUUCAAGCGCUGUGGCCAUAACGAUGUAUCCAAGCGCGGCAAAGUCAUCUUCAAAAAUGAGACAUAUCAUAUCAAGAGUGUCAUGAACACGACUGGUCUCAGCAAUGUCGACAUUGAUCUCCCUGGUACUCUUCUUUGGGACCAAAACAUUGACUACUGGCUGAACAACUCGCUGCCGGUUGGAUACCAAAACCAGUCGAGUGCUUGGCUCUUUGGAGGAGACAAUAUCAACUGGGUUGGCCAUGAUGUUGGAACACUAGACGGCAAUGGUCAAGUUUGGUAUGACUUUGUCAAUGGCACAAAUAAUUAUCCCGGUCGACCUCAUCAAAUCACAAUUACUGGAACGCAUGAUAGCUACUUCAGCGGUCUGCGCUUCGUCCAGUCUCAAAUGUGGACAAUGACAAUCAUCCAUAGCACCAACAUUCUUCUCGAGUCCAUCUAUGUCAACAGCACCGACACGAAACAAGCAGUUGGGUUCGGAUUUUCUUCCCUCAACACGGACGGAGCCGACACUGUUUAUGCAGACAACAUAACCUUUCGCGGAUGGACCGUUGACAAUGGCGACGACAGCAUCUCCAUGAAGGCCAACAGCACCAAUAUUCUAAUUGAAGACUGCCGCUUUUACACGGGCCUGGGAGUUGCGAUCGGGUCCAUUGGCCAGUACAGAGACACUUUUGAGUAUAUUGAGAAUGUCACGGCUCGCAAUAUUGAAAUCAACAACAUGCGGUACGGCGCCUACAUCAAGACGUGGACUGGUGUACCCAGUGGAUAUCCUCCCAAUGGCGGCGGCGGCGGUCUCGGAUACGCAGCCAACAUGGACUUUUCCAAUUUCACCCUGAACAAUGCCACCGGCAUCUUUGCCUUGACUCAGUGCACGCAUUAUAAUGAUGCAAGUGGAGAUUGCGACACUUCAGAAUUCCAGAUCCGCAACCUCAAGCUUCGAGAUUGGACAGGUGACUGUACAAGUGAUGUCGUUGCCGACUUGCAAUGCAGUGCUGCAGCAAAUUGUACAGGUGUCGAGAUUACAGGAAUCGACAUCAUUGAUACAGUGAAUGGAACUGCACCAGUCAAUUACUUGUGCGACAGUGUUAUCGAUCCAGUAGGUUUCAACUGCACUGGCGAGCCGUGGGAGGAGAAUAGUCGAUAG